UAUCUUCUUCCUAGGCUUAAUUCCAGUCGUUUUCAUUGCAUCAACGUACUGCUUCUUCGGGACAAGCACUUUUCAGAAGUUUCUCGUUUGUAGAUCGAAGUUAACGCCGAUCUAGAUUUAAAUUUCUACUGUAUUUAUCCAGUGAAACUUUAAAAUGGGUGAACGCAAAGGUGUCAACAAGUACUACCCCCCGGACUUUGAUCCGAAAAAACAUCGUAGUCUUGACAAGUAUCACAACAGUCAUCCGCUGCGUGAACGUGCAAACAAGAUACAUCUCGGUAUCCUGGUGAUUCGAUAUGAAAUGCCGUAUAACGUCUGGUGUGAAGGAUGCGGCAACCACAUUGGAAUGGGAGUACGAUAUAAUGCAGAGAAGAAAAAGGUUGGUAAUUAUUACACCACACCCAUCUACCAAUUCAAGAUGAAAUGUCAUUUAUGUGACAAUUAUCUAGUGAUGGAGACAGAUCCGAAAAAUUGUGAAUACAAGUGCAUCAGUGGUGUUCGGAGAAAGAACCAGAAAUGGGACAUGGAGGAGAAUGAGCAAGUGGUACCUGAGGACAAGGAAGAACUGAAGAAGAGAGCUGCAGAUGCGAUGAACAGACUUGAGCAUGGAGUGAACGAUAAGAAAAAAUCAACAUUAGUUAUGCCAACAUUAGGUCAGCUGGCAGAUAGACAAUCAUCCUGGAAGGAUGACUACGAGCAGAAUUCGAUGCUACGACGUAAAUUCAGGACUGAGAAAAAGGAUCUUCAUGCAAGAACAUUAGCUGAUGGUAAGCUUCUUGCCAAGUCCUCCCUGGAUAUUGAACUUGUGCCAGAGACAGAGGAAGAUAAACAGUUAGCAUCUCUUAUGAAAUACAACGUUAUACAGUCUUUUGAUGAAAAGCAGAAACAAAAACGCCAACAAAUACAAACCAAACCAUUGUUUUCAUCUCAGAAAACUGGACCAAGUCGAAAAACUGAUACACUUCUUGGCAGAAAUAAAAGUCUUGUUGAAAGCCUGGGUAACAAAAUGUUAGAUUCGGUGAGCAAAGUCUCGUUUAGUACGUCUCCAAAUAAACGACAUUACGCAAUGUCUGAUAUUGGUGUACGGAAGAAGAAAACGAAGCAAACUGAGACAAUUGGAAAUGCUCACACAGAUAUUUCAGUUAAACUUGAAAAAGAUGAAGAAAUAAGGACAUUUCAAUCAGAAGUAACGCAUGACGAUUUGUUAGAUGUAGAUAAAGAGAAGAACUGUUCAGAAUUAAAAAUUAAAACUAGACUACCUGAAGAAAAACCAAAGACCAGCUAUGAAACCUCCGACAAAACAAAAUCUAGUGUAAUAUCAGAAGUGCAUUCAACAAAGUUGAUUGAUUCAAAUGAAAAUACGGUACUCUCAUUAAAGAAUACGACUGGAAUACUUGUAUCAUGUGACUAUGGUAGUAGUUCAGGCGAAGAAGUAUGAUUGCAGAGGUCCCAAGUCUUUGGGAUGUCGCUGGAGUAUCCCGGAAUUCAGGACAGCCUCUUGCACUCCCGCAAGCAAGCCAGAACUUUCUGGACGAUAACCUGCAAAUUCAUAUUUGAAUGUUUUCACUACUGUAUUAUCAAAUGUCUCACAGAACUAAGUGCCGUUGGGUAUCGCCAUUCAUAGCAAAAUAACAUUAGGUAUGUUAAGAAAUCUCAUUUAACAAGUUCACCCAGAGGGAAUUUCUUCCAACUUGGAACCCCUGUGAUUGACACUAAACCCUGUAAGAUGCAGCAACCAGUAUUAUAUAAUAAUAAAAUAAAGAGAAAAUAUUUUUAAAA
This is a messenger RNA of Anneissia japonica, 1779 nucleotides long. RefSeq names its product coiled-coil domain-containing protein 130-like. The record is from RefSeq and is a predicted model, not a curated record. Gene Ontology annotation, cellular component: U2-type spliceosomal complex; post-mRNA release spliceosomal complex. Lineage: Eukaryota; Metazoa; Echinodermata; Crinoidea; Comatulida; Comatulidae. Gene Ontology annotation, biological process: mRNA splicing, via spliceosome. The transcript is spliced from 6 exons. Bases 155 to 1438 code for a protein of 427 amino acids.